This is a messenger RNA of Neodiprion fabricii, 6722 nucleotides long. It is a transcript of the gene Liprin-gamma, whose product is annotated as kazrin. The transcript has 16 exons. Bases 899 to 4231 code for a protein of 1110 amino acids. Gene Ontology annotation, molecular function: protein binding. The record is from RefSeq and is a predicted model, not a curated record. NCBI's taxonomy places the organism in Eukaryota, Metazoa, Arthropoda, Insecta, Hymenoptera, Diprionidae.
UGCUUUGCGUUGUGGCAGCGCCACCGGCUGACGUUAGUCGUCAGUUGCCGAGAAUAUCUCCGAGAGGGAAGGGAGUCGCGGAAGGCGAUCGCGCUUCGGAUAACCGCACGUUUCCAAUCGCCGCGCGGCUUCUCAGUUUACACCGAUUGCUAACCUCAAGCGAUCUCUUCCUCGGUGAACGUUCGGAUCGCAUCUGCUCGACUCGAAAUUCUCGCGGGGUUGUCGAUCUCCUUUCAUGUUCACCUGCAGUUAACCCGUCCGCGCUGCAGAGUUGAAAGAGAAUGUCCUUAGCCGACCCCUCGGAACAGGAACUGUAAACAAAAAUCUAGGAGGGUGAAAUUCACCUUUGACGCAUGAAGACGUCGGGUGGGAAAAAGUGAAACCUGUUUUUCGGCGUAUUUACGAGUCGUCGCAAAACCGCAAAGGAUCGCAAGUGGUUUACGAUACGGUGUUGAGACCCUUUUUCGUAUCGGGCCGAUUAAGUGAUGGAUCGGGGUGAACGGGACGGAGGGAAUAACGGGAAAGCAAGUUCGGUGGAGAGUGGGAGAAACCCGCGAUAAUCGACGGUGUCAAUCUAAGGGGCUGCGAUAAUAUGCGCCGGUGAAUGACGUAGUAACCACGUCCUAAGGGUGACUGGGAGAUCGCACAGGAGUGGAGGUCCUCCUUCCAUCCGGAUCGAUGCAUAGUGCAGUGUGAUCGUGGUGUUUGGUUGUCAUGACAACAGUCAAACUUUUUAUCAUGGAAUAAGAGAGGACCCCGACCAAUUAAGAUCUUCGACGAUUUGUUGCGCGUCAAGGAGUUCUCGCAAGCUCUGAAGAGCCUGAAUCGCUUGAACAAGGAGGGCGAAGCGUUUCUACCCCUCGAGGAUGACGUCACACCACACCCCACCCUGGCCUUGAUGCGCCGGAUUCUCGCCGACGCGCAGGCGAAACUCCGCGUGAUGGUGGACGAGAACGCAGCCACGGGUGCCCGGCUUGACGGUGAGCUGGAACGAGCACGAGGCGAAUGCGCGACGCUGAGAGGAGAGCUUCGCGAAGUCAGGGGUGCCUUGGUCCUGAACAACUCGAGCGGCGGUACCACCGGUGCUAACCUAAAUCCCCCCCAAGACGGCGAGGCGCAAAUACAGGAAGAUCUUAAACGACUUAGCGCCGGAAGCAGCCCCGUUGAUAAGCGAAGCUCAGCCAGCGACAAAUCCGCCAGUCCAAUCGAGAAGAGGGCGAGUCCAGUCGACAAAAAGGAACGCACUAGUCCCAUAGACAGAAGGACGAGUCCCAUAGAGAGGCACAAUAAUGGCUCGCCGUGCCGCAGCCCCAGCGAGAAAAAUCGACGGCCUUGCGCCCCUGCCCUGGAGAAAACGCGGUUGGGUGGUUCGGGCGGGAGCGUAGAUUCGAGGUCUGGAAGCGCCAGUCCUGACCGAGGAUUUUCUACAAGGGGUAGUUUCCUGCACAGAGGGAACAGCGAACGUUCAAGCAUCGAAAGGCUCCGCAUCACCACGGGGCGUGUCGCUAAGGACGUUGCUGAUCAGGACAAAGAAAGAUCAGACAUGGGGGACAGCGACGUGCGUGGUGACGAUGAUGAGCCGCCGGGACCCGCGCCUAGCAGUCGGCCAAACUCACCGACUAGUUCUCACGCAGGCAUAAUUGGCGAUCCUGUCGUGGCAUCCCGGCUCUCAAACAUACACGGUGGAAACAGCGGUCCAAUCGAAGUCGCGAGUGCCAGAAGGCUUCGCUUGGAGAACGAGAGGCUGGUGGCGGAAGUAGCGAGAUUAAGGCGGCUCCUCUUGAGUGGCGCGGGUCGUGGCGAGGUCGGCGACGAAGAAGUCGCCCUCGGGGAAGAGGGGCGAGUCGUGGCUUUGGAAAUGGAGCUUCAGCUGGCCCGCGAGGCACUCCAGGUCCUGAAAGCAGAUCGCAAGCGUUUGAAGGCCGAGAAAUUCGAUCUUCUUAAUCAAAUGAAGGAUCUGUACGUGACCCUCGAGGACAAAGAACGAGAACUUCGCGACUUUAUACGAAACUACGAACAGCGGAUGCGAGAGAGCGAGGCGAAACUUGGCCGUUUGCAGCAACAAGGAGCUCUGGGUGGUGGACCAGGCGACGAGAGAGAGCGAGAGAGAGAGCGGGAGAGAGAGCGAUGGAGUCUCUUGAGAGCGGCGAGGGAUGAGGCGGACCGAAGUCUCAGCUUGGCUGCCAGUCUUGCCGACAAAGAAGCGGCCCUGCUGCACGCCCACGCGACUAUACAAGAGCUCAAGCGGCAGCUGAUGGAGAGGGGCGGGAGCGUCGGGACCUGUCUCAGCGAUCAGGAAUCGCUGGUAUCGUUUCCUCGAGGAAGCGUCAACGGCGCCGCAACUCCAGGUGCCGGGAGCAGCAGUGGAAGUGGUAUCCCGCAUUUGACCUCGCAACAGCCUCUGGGGGUCACGGAAUUAGGGGUAGUUUGCGGCGUGGGCGGGACUGCCGGGGGCGGUGCUGCCGGUGGUGGAGGUCAAGCUGGCGACCGAGGAAGCUGCAGCGCUGACAGCGGGGUGCGAGGUUCCAGCGACCGCGAAAGCGGGGGUGCGACCAGCGUUGGUGGAAAUUUAUCCGACUCGACGACCGACGGGACGCCAACUAUUACUGUUGAAGGGAGUGGUCUCGACAUGGACAACAUCUCCGUGGUGUCUUCGGUUGCGCCACCUCACAUGUAUCAAUCAGCUACCACGCCCAAGGAUUGCAGCCCAACUUUGUCACCCUUGAACGCGUUCUCAAGAUCAAUGGACAAUUCCUCGUUGUCUCGGUCGGUGGAACAACUUUCAAGCCCAAUGGAGUCCGAACCCAGACGGAACAAACAUCCACCUCCCGUUGUCGCACCCUCUGCGCACUCAAGGUCUUCGGCUACGCGGGGAGGACCCUGGGGUUCGAUUUCAAGGGUGUUCACCCGGACACGGCACCGGAAAACUACUAAUACCAAUCCCGGGAACGAGGCCUCGGAAACAUUCGACCCGUACAGAUCGUGGUCGCCACUGACCGAGGAGGGCUACGCCGAGAAGCUGCGGCUCCUGAGGGAAGCUGCGUCUGUCCCCAUGGAAAGAUGGAGAGCACCGACGGUCCUGGCAUGGCUCGAGGUCGCCCUGGGAAUGUCCCAGUACGGACCGCGGUGCGCGGAAAACGUCAAGUCCGGAAAAGUGCUGCUGGAGCUGAACGAUGCUGAGCUAGACGCUGGUCUCGGGGUCACUCAUCCUUUGCACAGAAAGAAGCUUAGGCUAGCGAUCGAGGAACACCGCCAUCCGAGUUUGGUGCGAUACCCUUGCAUAGCUCAGCUCGGCCACACCUGGGUAAGCUCCGAAUGGUUGCCGGACUUGGGCCUCGCUCAAUACUCGGAGAGCUUCGCGACGAACAUGGUCGACGCCAGGAUGCUGGACCACCUGAGCAAGAAGGAGCUCGAAAAGUUGCUGGGCGUUACGCGAAAGUCUCAUCAAGCCAGUAUCGUUCACGGUAUUCAUCUGCUUCGCAUGCUGAACUACGAUAGGCAGGCAUUGGCGGUAAGGAGACACCAGUGUGAACAGGUGGACGCAGACCCUUUGGUUUGGACCAAUCAGAGGUUUAUUAGGUGGGCACGAAAUAUCGAUUUAACCGAAUACGCCGAGAACUUGAAAGACUCGGGUGUUCACGGCGCUCUCGUUGUUCUGGAGCCGUCAUUCACAGGCGAGAUGAUGGCCACUGCUCUAGGAAUCCCACCAGCGAAACACAUGAUCCGACGACAUCUGACCGCCGAACUUGAAGCUUUGGUACUCCCCGCCAGAGGUCAACUGGAGGUCGUCCCCAGGGGAAGCAUCGGGAGCAGACCGGUUAGCACCGUCAGCGCCGGCGGAAGCCUGGGUCGUGGAAACCGAGCCUUUCAUCUCCAGCAUCACCAGAGCUCCCUAUCAGCCCUUCACAUGGCGGCUAACCAUAACAGCAACACGGUCGACCGUCGCAGAUCCAGUUUAAGGUUGUCAUGGAGGAGCUCUCAGGGAUCACUGAGCCGAGCCCUCGGUCUUCGUCCUCGCAGCGAAAAGGCAUCCCCGUCGUCAUCGUCGGACACCGGAAGUCUCGCGAGCCAGUGUCAGUACGUUCACCACGGGAGCAUCGGGAGCCGAGGAUCGUCGCCACCUCCUCCUCAACUACCGCCGAGACCGUCGUCCGGUAAACGACAUCGUCGAGUAAAGAGCAUCAGCGACAUCGAGUACAUAAGCAGCGUCGCCGUCAGCACCCCCGUCUGACAAGAGGAACAGGCCCGCCAAUCGGGGCCUUACAGAAGCCUCAGCGAGAGGGGCCACUCGCCAAAUUCCCAGUCUUCGCAUUACGGCUCCUAUUCCGGGUACGGAAACGUCCUCCAGGCCGGAAGCGAGUCCUCCCACUACGCCUCGCCGAGUUCCCUCUACAGAUAUCCGGUCCAGAGCGCCGGGGCCGGAUGCUACUCACCUCAGAGUCCGGAAACGCAUUUGCCGCCGCGCAUACGUCAGUACGGAAGCCUUGCCGAGGAGGGAUGGCCCCACCGUUUCCAAAAUUAAUCCAAGGCUCGAUUAACUGCUUUGCAUUCGUUAGCCGCUGUCCGAUCGACGAUCCUAUCGGGGUUUUAAAUUAUCCUGCAUCGAAACGAGUGCGGAUUUAAGAGAUGGACUUUAGGAGUCACGACCGCGAAUAAUGACUUUUGAAUCGAUUCAUUUCGUACGCCGUCGAGAACGCACGGCGCACGGUUCUGAACACAAAUUCAUCCUCUGAAUUUAGCCAUUACGCAAUUACGCUAAACCGUUUGAAUACCACUUGGAUGACGACGAGUUGACCAGCUUCGAUGAAACAGAAUCGCAUAUUGAAGGGAAUCCGUAUCGGAGAAGAAUCAAUUAUUUUCUAUUCAUCCGCAGACUUGACACGUCACGGUAUUGUAUGAAAUUGGAAAUUGUGGCCGGGAAAGUAACGAUUUUUGUUCAGAACUGUAAAUCAGGUGAAUAGGUUUUUUUCAACAGUGUUAUGGAGGUGAUAACAUUUUUUCCAAUUACCACAACUCUGAAAUUACUCUUGAAAUGCAACGUAUACCAGUAGCCGUCAUUCUCACCUGCUUAAAUAUCGUAAUACAAUAUGUAUAUUAAUAUACCCUAUAUUGCCUGCAGUUAACUUUUAUCGUCUUAGCAGCUAUAAAUGUCAAAUAAUGUACUCUAAUUUAUCCGGGCAUUAUAUAAUAUUGUACAGUGACUGCCCUAUUUUAUGUAUUUGUAACUACGUCAUCAAUCCGAGUAAUGACAGUUAUUAUAGAUACCGUAAACAGAAUCCGGAUACGUGUCCGUGUAAUAAUGUUGCCCCGUAAUCAAGGUUUAUUUAUUGAUCAUACUAUCGAUACGAUGCACAGAAAAAAGUACUAAAAUAUCCUAAGAAAAAAAAAAUCAUACCAGGGUAGCUGAUAUUCCAAAGUUUAGCUAAUCAAGUACACACUCUUUCCUCCACCGUUCAAUAUGAUAUUACAAUAAAGAUUGAUAGAGGAAAAUAUGGGGGGAACAUUUCAAACAAUUUCUAUAUUUAUCUGAGACGUAUAAUCCAUACAAAGUAAAGACCGUAAUCCAAGCAUACAGUAAUUUUACAAUCAACGACGGUGAACUUACUUCUACAAAUUUCUUACUUACAAUUUAUCAAUUUUAAACGUUAGAUUUCUGUUGUCGUUAAAAAUCCUUAAUCUUCUUCCCACACCUGUAUUGACACACAGCUAUCGAUAUAACUUACACAGAUAAACAGGGAGUCAACUUUGUUGAGUUGAUAUAGUUAUACAAAUGUCAUAAUUCCUUUCGUCAUUAUUCUUAUUAUUGAUAUUAAAAUUAUUGUUACCAUUAUUAUCAUUAUGACACUACAACUGUGUCUAGUUGAGGACUUGGUCAAGACUUGUAUCUCAAUUGUUUUGAAUUAUCUCGGAGAAGCAUCUCUUCGUGUCAACAAAAAACAAAACCUUGUAAGUAGCUCUAAUAUGAUUAAAAAAUAUUCCGUUUACAGUACACAGCUUACCGAAGCUACUAAAUGAUACGUAUCAACAAUGCUGAUACCCACUACAAUUCUUGUGAAAGCUUAUAAUAUAAGAUCUUAUUGUAACUGCUGAAACGCAAGUAACGGAAAUCUUACUACUAUCCGUAUCCACGUGAUGAAUCGAAGCCUAAUUAAUUGCGACUCGAAAGUUACAAAUUAAUUACCGCAAAAAUAUUCCGGAAAAUAUACUUCUAUCGAACUCAGUUGUAAAAUUAUAGAAUUCCUAGAUCGUAGUGAUCAUUAAAAUAAAACCAACGAUAAUUCUCGGUAUAUUCGUUUCUGAAAAUAUUAUUCCGUUCGUAAAUUGAGAACAAAAAUGAAUUUUGACAAAAGUAUAGUGCUGAAUGCACGUAUUAUCGCCAUUUUAAUCAAUCAAAUGGAUGAUUAAUACUGUGAAAGCAUAUACGAGUAUGUAAUUUCAUGUACCUAAGUAAUUUAUUUCACUAAAUUAAUUUAGGUUUAAUUGAUAUUUAUUUGGAUUUGGACAUAUUACAUGCGGAUGCCAUUGUGUUCAAAAUAAAAAAAAGGAUCCCGUGCAGUGCGAGGAAUCCGCGUCUAACCGUAAUUUAUUAUUCAAAUUAUCCAAUCAACGUGGAAACAAAGUAAAAUAAAUACGAAAUAACAUUGUAAAUGCGCUCAAUACGGAAUGUAUAUAUUUGUGUGAGCUGUACCUACUAUCACAAAUAAAAUUAUGAUUGUAUUGAA